This is a messenger RNA of Capronia epimyces CBS 606.96, 1710 nucleotides long. RefSeq lists its product as uncharacterized. The transcript has 3 exons. Lineage: Eukaryota; Fungi; Ascomycota; Eurotiomycetes; Chaetothyriales; Herpotrichiellaceae. The coding region runs from base 1 to 1710 and encodes 569 amino acids. The record is from RefSeq and is a predicted model, not a curated record. Gene Ontology annotation, molecular function: NADP binding; flavin adenine dinucleotide binding; N,N-dimethylaniline monooxygenase activity.
AUGGAACCAGCGGAAUUCCACUUGCAGCAACGGCCCAUCGACGAGGGGCGCGAGAUACGAGCGGUCAUCAUCGGCGCGGGUGUCUCUGGUAUCGGAGUCUACAUUCGACUGCUCCAAUAUGUGCCCAACAUCAAAGUGACCAUUUUCGAGAAAAACCCCGAGGUGGCCGGCACCUGGUAUGAAAACCGCUACCCUGGAGUGGCUUGCGAUAUCCCCAGCCAUGUGUACCAGUAUACCUUUGAGCCCAAUACACAAUGGACCAAGUAUUUCUCGCCUGGCGCCGAGAUCCUCGAAUACGUCAAAGGAGUGGCGAAGAAGUACAAGGUCGAGCAGAAGGUCAAGCUCAACACCAAGGUCGUGGGGGCGACCUGGCACGAAGCGGCCGGGGUCUGGUCCGUCGACACGGAGCACACCGGCGCUGAUGGCCAGACCAGCAGAGGACAGACCGAAGCAGAGGUUGUCAUCAGUGCCGUCGGGCUUCUCAAUAACUGGAAAUGGCCGGAGAUCGAGGGCCUGCACGACUUUCAAGGCAAGCUCCUCCACUCGGCCAACUGGGAUCCUUCGUGGGACUAUUCGGGGAAGAGAGUUGCUCUGUUAGGAUGUGGCUCGUCGGCGAUUCAGAUGUUGCCCCAGCUCCAGCAGACGUCUGCCCAUGUGUACAACUUCGUUCGAGGAGGCACUUGGAUCAGCCAUCCUUUUGGCUCCACGUUCACCGAAGCCGCCCUUGCUGGCAGUGACGAGCCCGGUAACUAUACCUACACGCCGGAGGAGCUGCGCAAGUUUGCCGACGACCCCGUCUACUACGCCCGGUUCCGCAAGGCCAUGGAGAGGGCGAUCAAUAUGGAUUAUCCCUGCUUGUUCGCCGGAUCGGCCGAGGAGAUCAAGGGCACGGCGGCCAUCCGGCAGAAUAUGAAGGACAAACUGGCCGCCCGGCCUGGUCUGUACGAGGCCCUUGAGCCCCGGUUCACGCCCGGCUGUAGACGACUUACGCCGGGUCCAGGGUAUCUGGAAGCAUUGACAAAGGACAACGUCGAUUUUAUCAAGACCUCGGUUACCAAGGUCACCGAGAACGCGCUCAUCACCGCCGACGGCAAGAAGUAUCAAGUGGAUGCGAUUGCAUGUGCGACCGGCUUCAACUCGAGCUUCAUGCCACGAUUCCCCAUUGUCGGCCGCAACGGCUUGACCUUGCAAGACAAAUGGGCCGACCACAGCUGUGCCUACAUGUCUCAUUCCGUGCCCGGGUUCCCCAAUUACUUUGUGGUGGGCGGGCCCAACUCGGCGACGGGAGGAGGUUCAUUGCUGCUGAUCUUCGAAUCCAUCAUAUCGUAUGUGGUCAAGGCAGUGGAGAAGAUCAGUCGAGAGCACAUCAAGGCCAUGGAGGUCAAGCAGCGCGCCCAGGAUUCGUGGCAGAAAUACCUCGACUGCUAUUUCCCGGGCACCGUGCACGUCGAGCCCUGUACCAGUUGGUACAAGGUGGACGGCAAAAUCACCGGCCUGUGGCCCGGAAGCAGUUUGCAUGCCAAAAAGGCCCUGGACAAUCCGCGCUGGGAGGACUACACCUACGAGCCGCUUGACGGCCACGAUCCCAUGGAGUGGUUGGGAAAUGGCUGGACCGUGCCGGACAGAGAUCGCGCGGACCUCAGCUACUACUUGGAUUCCCCGGAUGUCCCGCCCAUUCCCAGUGAUGAGCAGCUGGCUCGCCAGCCUUAG